AUGGACCAUAUUAACAAGAAAGACGACUGCCUCCGCAAGGAAUGCGACGGAAAAGAGCAGAAGCUUCUCGGCAAGGAUUGUACCGAGUUCGGGCAUAUCAAGAGAGACGAGAAGAUGGAGUGCGGAAAAGGACAAUGUGACAUGAAGAACAAAUGUUCUGAUGAGGAGGAUUUGAAGAAGAGAAGAGAGUCUGACAUCAGAAACAAGGAGAUGUGA
Messenger RNA from Caenorhabditis remanei, 216 nucleotides. RefSeq lists its product as uncharacterized. Bases 1 to 216 code for a protein of 71 amino acids. The record is from RefSeq and is a predicted model, not a curated record. The transcript has a single exon. Lineage: Eukaryota; Metazoa; Nematoda; Chromadorea; Rhabditida; Rhabditidae.